UCUGUCUAUUUGCCUCUACCUGAAAUAUAAGUGUUUUUCAGGAAUGUUUUAUUGAUAAUGAUAUGACAAGUAUGCAUCAUGUUGCUAAAGCAUUAAUGACUAUUCAAGCUGUAUAUGGUAUCAUUCCUAAUGUAUAUGGAAAAGGAAAGUGUGCUAAGCAUGUUUUUGAUCUAAUGACUCGAAUAAGAAAAGAGCUAUCAGGCAAUGAUCCUCAAGUUACUCCACAAAUAGAUUGUUUGCUGCUUUUGGAUCGUUCUGUCGAUUUGUUUUCUGUUCUUGCUACGCAAUUAACAUAUGAAGGUCUGUUAGAUGAAUUUUUUGGAAUUAAUAAUAAUACUAUAGAAUUACCACCUGAAAAAUUUUGCAAGCCAAGCGAAGGAGGUUUACAAGAAAUACCAACUGAACCAAAGCGCUUUCUUUUAAACUCAGCUGAAGAAUUAUUUGCUGAACUUAGAGACAAAAAUUUCAAUGCUGUUGGUCCAACACUUAGCAAAAAAGCAAAAGUGCUAUCUGCACAGUAUGAUGAAAGACAUGGAGCUAAAACUGUCGAUGCAAUAAAACAAUUUGUUGACAAAUUGCCCCAUUUGCAGGCUGCUAAGAAGUCUUUAGCUAAUCAUACUUCAAUGGCUGAACUUGUUAAAGAAGUGACAGAUUCAGAAAAUUUUGUUAACUUAUUACAAACUGAACAAGAAUUUAUGAAUGGCUUAGAAACUGACAAAAUAAAUUCCCAUAUUGAAGACUGUAUUGCUAAACAAGAGCCUUUGAUAAAGGUAUUGCGUCUUAUCUGUUUGCAAUCAUUGACUAAUAAUGGCCUUAAGGCUAAACAGCUGGAUUAUUAUAAACGAGAAAUAAUUCAGACUUAUGGCUAUCAACACUCUCUUACUCUAAACAAUUUAGAAAAGGCUGAAUUGUUAAAACCUCAAGGUGUUAAAACAUAUUCUGUUAUCAGAAAAACACUGAGGCUGAUAAUUGAUGAUGUGAAUGAACAGUUUCCAUCAGAUAUAUCCUAUGUGCAUAGUGGAUAUGCCCCACUAAGUAUUCGUCUUGUCCAGUUUUUGAGUCAGCCAGGUUGGAGAGCUAUACCAGAUGUAUUAAAUAUUUUGCCUGGACCAACUGUUGAAGGAAUACAGAAGAUUCCUCUAGGGCUACGAAAGAGACGUGAUUCUGGUUCAUCAAUUCAAUCAAGCACAGAUUCUCAGAAAGUGACUUUAGUGUUUUUUCUCGGAGGCUGCACAUUAGCUGAAAUUUCUGCCCUGCGUUUCUUGUCUCAGCAAGAUGAUG
Molecule: messenger RNA, 1281 nt
Organism: Stegodyphus dumicola
Lineage: Eukaryota; Metazoa; Arthropoda; Arachnida; Araneae; Eresidae
Gene: car
Product: vacuolar protein sorting-associated protein 33A
Biological process (GO): vesicle-mediated transport
Source: RefSeq, a predicted model, not a curated record